AUGAAAGACGAGAAUGUAAUUAACAAUCACAUGAGCGAUCUAAAUUUAAUUUCCAAAACACAUAUGCAACUACAAGAACACAACAAUAACAUAUACAAAGUAACGCAGCUACAAAGUAAUCAAAUUAUACAUAACUAUAUAUUGUAUUUGACAAUUUUUGUGAUUUUUGUAAUAUCAAUUGCACUCUUACAAAUCAAAAGCAAUGAACAACGAAGUCGUAUUGUAGAACAAAGGGAAAUGGUACAAAUAAGGCAGAGCACGGGGACAAUACAUUGUGAAGAACCGGCAACAUCGGAAACAACGGCUCCUCCUAUCGCAGAAGAAGCACAAACAUCACACGCAUACACUAUCUACCCAACCCUCAAGACAUGCUAUUGA
Molecule: messenger RNA, 378 nt
Organism: Macrosiphum euphorbiae (potato aphid)
Lineage: Eukaryota; Metazoa; Arthropoda; Insecta; Hemiptera; Aphididae
Source: the annotation of a GenBank genome assembly